Messenger RNA from Klebsormidium nitens, 1050 nucleotides. Lineage: Eukaryota; Viridiplantae; Streptophyta; Klebsormidiophyceae; Klebsormidiales; Klebsormidiaceae. The record is from the annotation of a GenBank genome assembly.
AUGAUGGCGAGCAACUCAGCAGGGACAGUCAGGGAAAGGGAUCAGAUGCAUCCGGAUGACCAGCUCGCUGAAGCGAUUCGCAGGUCUGCUGAGGAGCAACGUCAGAAGAUGCAGGAAGAUUACCGGGAGGAAUAUGAGAGGGCUGAACAGGAAAGGCGUCAGCAAUUGGAAGCCGAGGCAAAGGCCAAGGCUGACGCGGAAGCUAGGCUGCAGGCCUUGCCUGACCUGCCAGAGGCAGAACGCCUGGAAGCGGUACUGAAAGAGAAUGUGGAGCUCCAAGGCUCAAUGUCUCAGAUGAGAGAGGAGCUGAAUGCUUUGAAGCUGCAAGCUAUCUCCUAUCUCGAUGGCAAGGCGCGCGAGUUUUGGGACAGCAGGGAGCAACUCCUCAAGAUGAGUGAGCAGGUGAACGGUGGGCAGGAACCCAUUCUCACCAUGGAGCACUUCAAGGUCUCUAUGAUUGCUGCGUUUGGUGGGGUUGACCCUAUCACCCAGGCUUGGAAUGAGUAUGAGAAUCUUAAGCAGGGCAAGCAGGGCAAGCAGUCUAUGGAAGAGUACGUCAGGGCCACAGAGGCUUUGGUGGCUAAGCUUGGACCUCUGAACGGACCGUCCGAGAUGGACAAGAUCCAGAGGUUCAAAGCAGGUGUUCACUCAGACAUGCGGACCAAGGUGGCCACACGUUUGGACGGAUCUCGUUGGACCAGCUUUGCGGAGCUCGUCCAGUUCAGCGUCGGUGUGUGGCAGGCCAUCAAGCAGGCUCCGUCCCCUCCGGAAGAGACUGGACACCCUCGCACGUUCAACAAGAAGCGCAAGCAGGGGGAGCGCUCUGAUGACGUGGCAAGCGCAAGGAGCAACGGGACCAAGAAGCAGAAGGCCAAGUCUGGUGGUAGUGCAGGAGGUAGCAAGAACGGCAAGCCUCAGCAUAACUACCGUCAGAUGUCGGAUGAGCAGAAGAAGAAGUUGCAGACUGAGAAGAAGUGCUUCUUGUGCGAGAAGCUAGGGCACUUCGCUAGGGACUGCCCUACUGCAGAGAAGAAGAAGCAGGAAAACUAG